AUGUGGACCUCAGGCAUAACCGCAUUGGUGACGUUGGCAGCAAGCGCCUGUCCAAAGCCAUCAAGGGCCAUCCUUCGUUGGAGCAGUUGGAUCUGCAGGACUCGAAGCGAGUCACACACCUCGAAAGCUUUGGACAAUGCCGUGGCAAUAGCUGGUGCGGAGAGCUUGUUUGCUGCCUGUGGGAAGAGGCUCGAAUUGAACAUGCAGAAUAACCCGGUGCCUCCGGAGAAGAUCACCCAGCUGGGGGCAUCCUUGAAGGAGGCGAGGGAAAGGCUUCACCUCACGGCUUUCGGUGGAGGACCUCCAGGUUCUGCGAAGGGGACUUUGCGGCCGCCGCGGUCCCGCGAGGGCACUGGCGGCGGUGGCGGUGGGAGGAGCCCGGCCGGACGGAGCCCAGCGCAAAGCACCGCGCGGAGCCCGGCGCUGAGCGCCUCGCGGAGCCCUGCUCUGAGCACCGCCCAAAGCCCAGCGAGGAGCAGGGCUUCCUCCUUUUUGCCUGGGAUAUCGAAAGAGGAGAUUGGCUGA
This is a messenger RNA of Symbiodinium sp. CCMP2592, 525 nucleotides long. The record is from the annotation of a GenBank genome assembly. NCBI's taxonomy places the organism in Eukaryota, Dinophyceae, Suessiales, Symbiodiniaceae.